GUUUCCCUCACAGUUACAACCCCACGUUACAACCGACUUCACAGCCUAGUUGACAUCGACGACUGACGCCACCAACAGGUGAUUAUCGAGGAAGAUGAAGCCAUCAAUGGUUUACAGCAAUGGAAUCUCACUCUUGAUGCUCCUCGCAGCAGGAAUGAUUUUGUUUCAAGCGACUACGACUUAUGCAGCCCCUCAUUCAUCCAGGUAUUACCCUGGAUACUAUUCGCCCUUAUCAAUGGAAGGACAAAAUCCCGAAUAUCUCCUCCAGACAAUUGCCAGACUGAGGCAAGCAUUGAUUUCGGAUGAUGAUUUGGAAAAUUCCAAACGCGGCUUAGACCUAGGUCUCAGUCGUGGCUUCUCUGGUUCUCAAGCAGCCAAACAUCUGAUGGGCCUAGCAGCAGCCAACUUCGCUGGGGGUCCAGGCAGAAGACGUCGAAGCGAAGAAGAAGCAUAAAUGGACAACAGAAUAAAUGUACUUCAAUUUCCAAACAGUUCCUAAUGUUAAAUUUAACCUCUCUCUAUCAUUUCUGUCGUAUAAAGUAGACAACCCCACGUAGAACAUUUAGAAAUAGUAAUCGUAUGGUACACGAAAAAAUGUAAUAAACCCUUUCCCACCCUCUGUACAACAUUAUUUCUGAAAAUAAAGCACAGGACGCAGUAACAGCACCUUGACUUUUUAACUUGUAAUUUAUUGUUUGUUAGUUAAGAGAUGUAUUGUACAGGAAUUAUAUUUCAUUUAAAUAAAGUUUAAAAUAUCA
Molecule: messenger RNA, 758 nt
Organism: Tribolium madens (black flour beetle)
Lineage: Eukaryota; Metazoa; Arthropoda; Insecta; Coleoptera; Tenebrionidae
Gene: Dh31
Product: diuretic hormone class 2
Exons: 4
Coding region: 95-454 (119 amino acids)
Biological process (GO): body fluid secretion
Molecular function (GO): diuretic hormone activity; G protein-coupled receptor binding
Source: RefSeq, a predicted model, not a curated record